Molecule: messenger RNA, 667 nt
Organism: Rhodamnia argentea
Lineage: Eukaryota; Viridiplantae; Streptophyta; Magnoliopsida; Myrtales; Myrtaceae
Exons: 3
Coding region: 70-552 (160 amino acids)
Source: RefSeq, a predicted model, not a curated record
GCAUUGUUCUCAUGUGAUAAGCAAGGCUUGCAGACAAUUGGCAAAGGUUCUUCUGUUCUCUCUCGGAAGAUGCAGCACGCCAAAGUGGGAGCGGUGCCUCCUCCGCCGCCGCCGCUCCCCAAUUUCAGGGCCAGGAGAGCGGUCGCUGAGACCAGCGUGACGAACAGGGAGAUUGCCAGGUUCUGGAGGCAGAAGCGCAUCGAGGAGGAAGAUCACCUCUUGGCGGCGAUCAAGGCCGCGGCACGUGUCAGGGCGCGGAAGCUCUCGGAGGACGACUACAAGCGUUUCGUGGAGUCUUUAGAUGAUGUAAACGGCAACGCCAAGGAGAACAACGCGGCGGUGGCCGCUUCCCACAUGAUGUGGAGCCACGCCAAAGAGGAGAAAGAAGUGCGCAUCGGAAUAAAAGACUGGUGGACGAAGAGCAAGUACGCGUACUUGAACCAACCGGCCCUCAAGUCUAUGGAUCACCCGAGAAGAACUUCCUCUUACACUCCGAACUGUUUCUCGUACAAGCCUGUUCCACUGUAUCCGACUUCUCUCGGAGUGUUUUAGCACCCCGUGUCGUCAUUCGGUUUGGUUCGUAUUAUCGCUUGCAAAAUUCAUUCGAGUCACGUGCUGUUUCGACCACUUCUGGUCGGGCGCCUGCAGAUUUGCAUCGCGCUUGAUU